UUUUAGAUUUAGGAUAGUAGCCGAUACUGCAGGGAAGUUCCGUUGAGUCGCUGAAUAUUCUUAAGUUAACUUGUACAUUGAACUCCAGAUGUCAUCAUUUGUCGAGUCGACAAGAGAAAAAAGAUGAUGUAUAUUAAUAUAUGCCUUAAUUAUUGGAAAAGAUGUAUACUUCACAGUCUAGCAUUGUGUAGACCUCAAUGUGCAUUCUAUGCUAGUGACAUUAUACAAGAACAUACUCAUCAUUCAGCAAUUAAAGAGAGACCUUUUUACCAGAGCAUCGUAAAGCAAGGGACUUUAUACAGGUUACCUAUAAAAGAGACCAUUUUACAAAAGCAGGUCAUUGCUAGUAGUUUAUUCAACUCUGUUCUUGGCGCACACAUUGCAAUGAAACUUGUUGGCGGUUCUGCCAAGUACUUGUAUGUUCCAAAACCCAAACAACCCAAAACAUCAAGUGAGGUUGAUAUUACGAAUCAUUUUGUAUCUCUAAUCCACGCCUGCAAAAACACCCACCAACUCAAACCACUUCACGCACACAUUAUUCGCCACCACCUUUCAUCAAACAGUUGGCUGGUCACUCAACUCAUCUCUUUCUGUUCUUUACGAAAAUCUAUUCACUAUGCUCUUUCUAUCUUCAAUCAUUUUCUCAAUCCCAAUUUGUUCAUUUUUAAUUCUAUUAUCAGAGCACUUGAACACAAUUCUAGGUUCGAGGCUUGUGUUUCUUGUUUUGUUUUCAUGUUGAGGCGAAAUGUGAGGCCUAAUAAUCUUACUUAUCCAUCUCUUUUCAAGUCCAUCGCGGCUUUCGGUGAUAUGGGUGCUGGUAAGAUGCUACAUUGUGAUGCUGUGAAAAGGGGUGUUGAUGCUGAGUCUUAUGUUAGGCUUUCUUUGAUUGAUAUGUAUGUUAAAGUUGACUUGUUGGGUUAUGCACUACAAUUGUUUGAUGAAUUGUCUCAACCACAUAAUAAUGUUUUAGUUUGGAAUGUGUUGAUAAAUGGCUGUUGUAAAGUGGGGGAUUUGGGGAAGGCUGUGGAGUUAUUUGAGGCAAUGCCUGAGAGGAAAGUUGGGUCUUGGAAUUGUUUGAUUAAUGGGUUGAUGCUAAAAGGUGAGGUUGAUGUGGCUCAAGAGUAUUUUUCUAGGGUGCCAGAAAGGGAUGUGGUUACUUGGACUACAAUGGUUUCCGGGUUUUUGCGUGAGGGGCAGUUUAAAAAAGCUUUGGCAAUGUUUUCUAGAAUGUUGGUGGAUGGUGUGAUGCCUAAUGAGCUUACUAUUGUUCUUGCACUUUCAGCCUGUUCGAAAGCGGGAGCUCUUGAUACUGGAGUUAGAAUUCACAGUUAUGCAUGGACUAGUGGUUUCCAGAUGGAAAUAGAUGUUGGAACUGCUCUGAUUGACAUGUAUGCAAAAUGUGGGCUAAUACAGUCUGCAAAGCAAGUCUUUUCCAUGACUAAGACUAAGAACAUCCGGACUUGGACUGCCAUGAUAUGGGGUUGGGCGAUACAUGGUUAUGUUGAGCAAGCUCUUCACUAUUUUGAUGAGAUGAAGUUGUCAGGAUUGAAGCCAGAUGAAGUUGUAUUCCUCGCCGUCCUAACUGCAUGCUCACAUGCUGGACAAGUUGAGAGGGGACUACAUUACUUUGACUCCUUGGUGUUUGACUAUUCCAUUAUACCUACGAUAAAACACUAUGCAGUAGUGGUGGAUUUGUUUGGCAGGGCCGGCCGAUUGGAUGAAGCCCUUAGUUUUAUAGAGAAUAUGCCACUAGAACCUGAUCUUGUGAUGUGGGGAGCUCUUUUUUCUGCUUGCAGAGCUCACAGGAAUAUUGAAAUGGCAGAAUAUGUAUGUCAACAGAUUUUACAGCUUGAGGAUAAACAUCCUGGGAGCUUUGUGUUUCUGUCAAAUGUUUACGCUGGACUUGAGAGAUGGGAAGAUGUUGAGAGAGUAAGAAGUGAAAUGAAGGUUACAGGUGCAGACAAGGAACCUGGGUGGAGUUACAUUGAGUUAGGGGGUCAAGUUCAUAUUUUUGUAGCAGGUGAUCGUACCCAUGCACUCACAGAAGAGUUAUACAUGAAACUGGACGACAUAACAUCUAGUGCAAGAGAACAGGGAUACAUGCCAGAAACCGGGUGGAUACUUCAUAACAUUGAAGAAGAAGACAAGGAAGAGUCACUAGGUCGUCACAGUGAAAAAUUGGCACUUGCCUUUGCUCUCAUUAGUACCACUCCUGGGGCCACCAUUAGAAUUGUAAAGAAUUUAAGAGUGUGCGGAGAUUGCCAUUCUAUGAUGAAGUAUGUCAGUAAGAUGUGUCAGAGGGAAAUUUUGUUGAGAGACAUAAAGAGAUUCCAUCAUUUUAAGGACGGAAGGUGUUCAUGCCAAGAUUACUGGUAACAUUGUCCGUGUUGAGCUUAAAUUUGUUCACUUCACCAUUCAUGAUGUAUAGUCUAUACUAUACCAUAAUAAGCCAACAUGGGUAUAAUUUGUAAUCCUCCUUUUUGUUCACGUUAUUUGGUUUGGUCUUUUUUUUUUCGUUACUAGACUAUUACUUAAAAAACGGCUCCCGUUAGGAUUCUCUCUCCCAAUGGACAUUGGUUUUACAAACUAAAGCAAAUACUACAGAAAACAAACACCUUGAACCACCGCCCUCUGUCUUCCUCUCCGUCUCGGCGAACUCCGUAGCUGGACAUUUAUUCUGCUUUUCAUUCCAUCUCUCAAGAACUUCAUCUUCCCUAAAGAAUAUUGUGCACGGGGAUACUAAAUCUGACAAUCUAUUGAUUACUAGCUCUGGUACAGUAAAGAUUAUUGAUUUUGGCGUCAGCCAAGUUUUUGAGGUACUGAGCUAUAUUCUGUUUUUUGCUUAAUGUGCUAAGCAUAAUCAUCAAGUAUGUUAUCUACUAAAAGUAGUUACAUGAGUACAUACUGCCUGAUGUUUUGGGAAGCAGUUCAGCGCUACUAAAAGCAGAUGUCUCCUCUUUUGCGAUGCAAAAUAUUCUUAGAAAUGUUCCCUACUCCAAGUACCUAAAGGCAGUUCAGCAGCUGCUUGAUGAAGUUGUCAAUGUUCAUAAAGCUCUGAAGCAGCAUGAGCGCAAGAAAGACCGUGUAGGAGAUUGUGUUGAAGCAGACAGAGCAUCUAUCGAUGGAACCUCAGCAUUUCCUGCAGCUGGACAAGAUUCAACCAGCAAUGGCCCAAAUGAGCUUUCAGCAUCUGGAAAACAUGAAUUGCAGAACAAGAUGGCAAAGUUUUUGUCUAUGCUGGAUGAGGUCUAAAAACGGUACAAACAGUACUUUCAUCAGAUGCAGAUUGUGGUAUCUUCAUUUGAUGUAAUUUCAGGAUCUGGGGCGGCCAAACCCUACACUUCACUUGCUCUCCAGACAAUUUCCCGCCAAUUCCGUUGUUUGCGUGAUGCCAUAAAUGGACAAAUUAGAGUUACUCAAGUAAGCCUCAGGGAGCAAGAUGGCUCAGCAGUUGGAAUAUGUCGACUCCGGUAUGUUGACCAGCAGCUUGCGUCAGCCAAGUUUUUGAGGUGUUCUUCCAAAAAGAUAUAGGAUACCUACCAUGGAUGAUCUAAAUUAGGACGAACUUCCCGGAGGAAGGGUAGACUUUCUUGGCCUUCUUGAAGAAGUAAGUAAUUGUUUAAAUUACAUUAUGAAUUUUUGGGAAUUUGGAUGUCUGUGUCAAAUUUCAGAAUUAAUUUUUAUAACUAUAUCCAGAAGUCCACCAAAGAUGUCAAAAAAUGUGCUGUCACCAUGGCAGCACUUCUCUUUAGGUACACUAUCAUAUACUACUAGGCCUGUACGCGGUUCGGAUUGGUUCGGUUGGAGGGUAAUAACCGAACCAAACCGCAACUUGCGGUUUUCUAAAAUCUCAAACCGCGACCAAACCGUUGGUUAAAAAAAACCAACCAAAUCCACCCACGUAAUUGCGGUUGGUUGCGGUUUGAGUUGCGGUUCAACCGCUAAAAUAGUUAGACAAAGAAGUUCUAUCAUACACUCUGAUAUAAGUUUCCAUUUGGAGCAUGGAAUAAAUUACAGUCAUGGACACAUUGACUGAUUUAUAUUGGGCGUUGCUCAAAGAGUCCAAAUUUCAUUAAUUUAGUAACUUUUAUUUAUUUAUGUGAAUAUCUAUAUGUAAAUAUAUAAACAUAUAUAAUAAAAAUAUUUAAAUUUAUAUAAUGUGCCGUUGGCGGUUGCGGUUGGUCUUUUGCGGUUUUAAAAAAAAUGAAUCCGCAACCAAACCGCAAAUUAAUGGUUAUUAAAAAAUCCAUCCGCGACCGCCCACAUUGUGCGGUUAUCCAUAAUACACGGAUCAGUUGCGGGUGGUUGUUGCGGUUGAUGCGGUUGAGCGGAUUGAAUGUACAGCCCUAUAUACUACUAUGGAAUUUCAAAAUGUUUACUACUUUUAAAAUUAACUUUUUAAGAAUUUAUUUCAAAUUCUGAAAAGGAGUACAAUUAGCUGUUUAAACAAGAACCUUUCAUGCUAAUCAUUUGGAAAGUGAAAAAGAGAAAGAACCUCGACUGACAGAUCAAAAGCCAGUGUGAUUUUGGUUCAGUCAAUUUUGCACUUAUAUUAUAGUCAUUUAUGCCAAGUGUUCUCUUUUGUGUAUCGCUACCAUUUUUAAACCCAAUUUUUUUCUAGGCUGCAUAGGUUGGUCCUGAUAGAAAUCAGACUACAAGCUUCAUAAAGAGAAACUUUUUGACGAAGUGUGAAUUCUUUUUAGGUUUAAAAUUUGGCGUUUAUGUUAUUUUCCAUGUCAAGUUCUUUGCUUAUACUAAUAUUUGAGCAUAUAUAGGAAGACAUAAGUGAAUUAUUAACAACACUAUAUUGUGGGCAUCAUUUUUGUCCCUUAGGAAAAAAAAAUUUUGUAUGUUUUUUAAGUGGGAAUCAGACAUUGCAUAGCUUGAGCAAGGUGUGUAACCCUCCUUUUGAGGUUUCAUCCUGUCUGACAUAAAACUGACUCAUAUAAUGAUCUCACAAUAAUCACAAAAACUGAAUCUUCACGAUUAUUGUUCAAUGACUAUAAGACUAUCAGUUGCAUAAGGUAGUGGACUGUAUUUUUCAAUUUGUGAUGCCAGAGACAAUUCUAUCCUUAGAAUAUGAAAUAUAAUCUGCGGUACUCUAGGUAAGUGUUAUAAGUAAAAUAGUAAUAGUGCUAUUCUAAAUUCCUUUAAGUUGGCUUACAUAAUACUACUGCUUAGUUUUGACAGAGUGCAACUUUUCAUUUCUUCGAACCUGCUAAGCUAAUUCUUAUAAAGGGAAAAAUUUGAGAAAAAAGACAUCAAGAGGCUUACUAAGUCCUAACUCUGCCUUACAUUUGAAGACCUUAGAUAGAACUGUUUUUCUUCACCUUAUGUAUAUUCUCUCUCUGUGUAUGCAUGAUAUACACGCUUGAUUAAGUUUUGGUUUGUUUAUCCUCUUUUGUAGACAGUGUGUACAAUAUUAAGUGUUAUAGUCGGAGGCUUAGUAGCUGAACAUUCGGUGUUCGGUUGCUCAGCAGGACUUCUCUAACGUGAAGAAGGUCGGCUACAUGUUCUGUGUGCUAAUCCUUGGAGAUUCAUCAAAAUUGUAUAUUACUGGUUUUUAUCACUUUUUUAAAAUUAUUUUUAAUUCAUUAUUAUGUAAGACUUAUAAUGCAAGUGAUUUAGACACUUAAUAUUAUUAUUAUUGGUAAGAGACGUUUUUAGUUGAGUUAUCCAGUUUAAUAUGUGGAAUAAUCUUAUACUGUCAACUUUCAUAUGACUUUCAUAUGUUGGUUUAUUCACUAAUUUCCGACAGAUCCUUUGACGUUAUACUUUACUUUAUCGUCUUACUUAUGAACACUAACCAAUCCACUUAUUGCACCCAUUCCGGAUGCUCCCAAUACGAAGAAGAAAAACAACGUAUUGCUUUGAUAUAAACUUCGGCACUGAAACCUGAUGUAUUGGUCCCUGUAUGACACAAGGUAUGGUACAAAAAUGUUGUACCAUAAAAAUACAGUCACCAUAGACAACUAAUGCAAAAUUUAUUUCCCUAACACAUCGACACUUUAGCCCUAACUUUGCUGGAAUAUUGAUUGUUCGUACUAAUUUAUAUCUAUAUCUAUAUCUUCUUAAUCUAUAUCUUCUUAAUGUGUGCAAUGCCCGUUUAGCCUUUUACCCACGGGUUACCCAUGUUUUACCCGAUUCCUAAUCUAAAUUACCUGUUCUCCAUGACCCGUUUAGAAAGAAAUAACCGGCUAUAUAACUCACUCCGCCAACUCAUAUAUACACCUUGCCUUCUUCACGAAAAUUGAUUGCUGAUUUAUUCUGUUGUCUGCUAAUUACGGGAUUCAUCUCUUCCAUCAUGGAAAGUGCAUGUAAUCAAGGAUACAUAUUAGACUAUGUAUGUUAUUUUUCAAAAUUCAAACUGAAGUUCUUUGCUUGCUAUGGAAGAGUUCUUGUGUGGGUUUGUAGAGUGAUUUUUGGCAAGAGUCUCACCGGCUAUGGAUUCACAUUCGCAGCAGCCAAUGAUUAAUUGGUCAAACUCAGGUCGUAAGAGAAAUAAAGAAAAUCAAGCAGAUGGUUCACUUGCUAGUAUUGGCGUAACCAUUGCCUGACAUUCAUCAAUUGAGCAUUAUACUUUAUGCCGUGUUUGUUUAAGGUAGGAACACCACGUGUUUGUGUUUUUUAUUCACCGCCGGCACCAUGUGGCAGUUAGCCGUCACCAAGGAUCUGGUAAUGCUCUGGAUUUAUUUCUGCAAAGACGCGCUGAAAACAUUAAGAAAUCCAGGACCAUCGGGACUUCGUCAGCGUUUGACAAUAUCAGCUCAGGAAAAAAUGGUAUUCACGCUCUCUCAUUGCGUAGACUUGCUGAUUUGUGAUCGAUGUCGUACAAUAUGUAGGCAACAGUCAUUCUCUUCUUUCCAGCAGUCGUCGGUAUGCGUCGGUUGCAGUAACCUGUGAAUCGGAUUAUGCUCUUAAAGCCACAGGUCGUGUCCCGCUAUCAACUAUUGACCAGAAUGCAUCAAAUCAAUCAAUCAGGCGUUCUCCAUUGUCCAAUAUUGAUCAAAAUGCAAAUCCCGGCUUUGUGUUGGAUUCUCCGUUGUCCAAUAUUGAUCAAAAUGCAAAUCCUGGCUUUGUUGUGGAUUCCAUUUUAAUUGUCCACCUUUAUAUCAUGGAUAUAAAUUUCUGUAUUUGUUGCUCACCGUGCUGAAAUGUGACUAUGAUGUUGAAAUUUGAAAUCAGGUGUCAAGCGUAGAGGUCGUGGACCAAGCAUUGAAACGUUGUUUAAACAGUCUAAGAAAUUAAGCACCUCAAGCGAUUCAUCCAAAAAUCUGAGUUUUUUCAAGCAUGUAUAAUUUCAAAGGCAGUCAUACACAAGUUUACACGCGUGAUGCUUUCUACCAGCAAAUGCCACAUUCUCUCGAAGCGAUUUCUGUAACAGUACACUGUCCAGCUCUAGACAUCAUGCAUCAUGUGAUCCCAAUAGUGCCACAGGUAUGUAAAAUAAAAUAUAGUAAGUUGCGGCAAAGACUACUAUUAACUCUUGCGGUUUAUGUUCAGUCCUGAAGCGUAGAGGUCGCACGACCUACAUUCUCAAUUUGCUGUGGGGAUGGAAUGGUGAGUCUUCCAUUAGAAGACUCAAUUAAUUAUAGGUUUCGAUUUAAGGCUUCUUCGAAUUAUGGUUUUCUUAAUCAAUUUCUUGACUGCAAUUUACAUGUUCUUCUGAUUAUGUUUAAUUGAUUUGUUUUCAUCUCCCAAAUUUCAUUGAUUUAAAUUAAUUAUUUUGUUGUGUAAUAUUUAUGGCACUGCCUUAUAUUGUAUGUCUCCAUCUAUUGUACAUCAUUCGUCCUUAUUGGAUGUGCACUUUUCCAGAGGGCUCCCCUUGAUGCAGGAACAGUUUUCUCAGUUUUGGCAGUGCUGUGCAUUAUAGCAGAACCUAUUAAAAUAAUACCUGAGAUUCUUUCUAUGCUAAUUCAAGUCAGAUGCUCAUUUGAGAGAAUCAAUUCUUUUCUGCUUGAGGAUGCACUGAUAAGAAAUGAAAAUGCAAGUCUUUGUCAAGCAGAUCGGAAUUUUAGGACCAUAUAUAAAAUGAUUUAUAGCUUGAUUUAGUGGAUUUUUUUUGCAAAUGAUGUCAGAUGUAUUGUUUUCUUUCUCUUAAGUGAUAGUAUUAUCUUUCCUAUAUUUCUGCCUAUAACUCCUUAUGAUUGUAUGAGAUUUUAUGUUAGAAUUUUUCAGGUCAUAAAUUGAGUUGUUUCGUGGUAGUUGUGUUUUUAACACUAAGCCCUGUAAAAAUCUACACACUUUUUAUAAUGUCAAUAAAGGGACUGAAUUCUGAGUCCCUGAAUGAAAAUGUGAAUAAUACUCAAUAUGCUAUCAGAGGUGAGUUGUAUUUUCGAGCCUUGGAGCUCCAAGCGCAAGGGAAGGAGGUAUGGGAGACUUGGUAAAAUUUAACACAUGCCUUCCAUUUUGUCAAUAAUAGUAAUAUUUACGCCUUUUACAAAGCAAUUUUCUCAUCUGAUCCCUCAAAGCAUUUAUUAUAAAUAUCAGUCCCAACUAUUCUUUUGCAGAUAAUCUUAACAAAUGUUGGAAGUCCUCAUGCUCUGGGACAAAAGCCUAUAGCUUUUCCUUGCAAGGUGGUUGCUCUGUGUCAAGCUCCAUUUCUGAUGGAUGAUCCGAAUGUGGGGGUACUAUUCCCUGCAGAUGCCAUUGCCAGAGCUAAACAUUACCUGUCAAUGACCUCGGGCGGUCUAGAACUGUUCGAUUUGUAUAGGCCUGAAAUCUCACUGGUGAACAAAUCUCGCUGGUGCGGAGGCCCCUCUAUGGCAAGUUGAAACAAAGCAGUUCCACCAGGCUGCAAAUCCUGCACCAGAACCUGAGAUGCUUUCUUGGCACUAGAGCCACCUCUAUAUAGCCCCUGUUCGAAAAGUCUUGACGGUGUAGAAAUGUUUGGUUUGACUUCGCCAGCUAUUGUGCAGGCUGGAAUUCCAGAUGCAGUGGUCAAUUUAUUUAAUGGAUUUGGGCAUAUGUAGGUGGUGCUGCUCUAACUUCUCACAUGGACGUGAGAAGGUACACAUACUGAUGGAUCAUACAGAUUCAAGAUUAUUGACGAGGUACUUUUCACCGGCAGUUUGGCUGGUGGGUUGGGAACAAUGUUACAUUGUGAUAGAUUUAGGAAGCGUCUGCCUACUUCUACUAAAGUUAUAUUUUUGUUUGAUAUGAGCUCAAGCUUAGUGACUUAAAUUUGUUCCCUGAUCAACAGGUAUAAUCCUUCUGGAUUUGUUGAACUUCAUCAAGAUUAGGGCAUUAAUUGAUACUCCUGCCUUGGAUUGGCAGAGUCAAAAUCCUAAAGUGGUAGAGGAUUGGUCAUGGUAUGGGUGGGAGAAGUGGUGGGCGUGGUUUUGGUGCAUGACAAUCAAGUUACUGAACGCAGAAGAGAUUGGAAUACCUCUAAGUUCUUCCCUCAAGCAAUAGAGUUUUAAAGGAUCAAAGUAUCAAGGACAUGUUUGAAGUGGUUGCUAAGGAAACUGGGUUCACCGGAAAUGAGAUGGUUAGCAGGGGUCUAAAGUUUUUGAAUACUCAUGAAGUUGUUGGGGAGGAAAAAUUGUAAAUUACAUAUGGGAAUGGUUCUAAAAACUCCGGCUAAUAGACUGAUUGUGGUGUCUAAAGCAGGCUGAUCAAGUGAUAGGCUGAUAACAAUUUUUCUAAAGCAUGUCUUCAGUGAAAGUUGUGAUAAUUUCUUUUUUCUGGCAGUAUACUACAUUGAAUGCCUCCAUAGACUUCUCUGAUUGGAUGUUUCAGAAUUUUCAGAAAGUUUUAAGAGAAGGCCAUGCAGAAAUUGCCACUCUUUGCUGGACUAUUUGGAAGGCCCGAAACGCCUUAUUUGGAAUUAAAGACAUACGUCACAUACACAUGUUAAUGCAGCCGUUGCCUUAGCUAAACAACACUUUAGACAAUGGAGAAAUGCCUAAAUUUGGCUGUCCAAAACUCUAUUUCAGCAUCAAAUAGAUGGAGAUGGAGCAGAGAAGUAGAUGGAGAUGGAAAUGCCUAAAUUAUAUAUAUGUAUUGAACACAUAAAGUUUGUACCAGAACCCACCCCUAUAUAUAGUAUAGAUAGGGUUGGGUUUAACAUAUAUGUAAAUUAUAUAAUUUGUAAAUUAUAUAUGUAUUGAACACAAA
Daucus carota subsp. sativus is the source of this 10119-nucleotide messenger RNA. Its product is annotated as pentatricopeptide repeat-containing protein At1g04840. Gene Ontology annotation, molecular function: protein binding; zinc ion binding; RNA binding. Bases 124 to 2376 code for a protein of 750 amino acids. Gene Ontology annotation, cellular component: intracellular membrane-bounded organelle. The transcript is spliced from 17 exons. Gene Ontology annotation, biological process: RNA modification. NCBI's taxonomy places the organism in Eukaryota, Viridiplantae, Streptophyta, Magnoliopsida, Apiales, Apiaceae. The record is from RefSeq and is a predicted model, not a curated record.